AUGGAUGAGCUGCGUCCGAAUUUGGUGGGUGGCUUGCUGGGAUUGCAGCAGGGAUUGCUGGAGGAUCAUGCCAGUAGCAUGCAGCAUGGCGGCGUCGGUCAGGACACCAAAUUCAUGUCGUUCCAGGAUAAUCGUUUAAUGGGCAUUGGUGGCUCGCAUGAGAAUCGCUUGCUCAGUCUGGCCACAUCGGUGCAGGACACACGCUCGCCGAUCACCACGCUGGACAAAUCAUCAUCGUCAUCGCUCAAUCAUCAGCGCAAAUGCAGCAGCACGCCGGAGGAUUUCAGUGCCCUGUAUUCGGGUCUACCCACACCGGGCAUGGAUUCAUCCUCGCAUCAUCAUACGCCAGCCCAUACGCCGCCCUCGCGCCUCUCCGAUCACACCAUAUCGGCUGAAGGUGCAUUCAAGAAACUUAAACCGGAACCCAAUAGCGGCCUCUCAACGGUUUCCGCCGGCAUCACAUCGCCCGGAAGUGGACUUUCCUCGCUGAGUCAACAUGCCGGCCACACUCCAACCACAGCAUCCUGCCCAACGCCAGCCAGACGAAGACAUCGCACCACAUUCACACAGGAACAAUUAGCGGAACUGGAAGCUGCAUUCGCCAAAUCGCAUUAUCCGGAUAUUUACUGCCGCGAGGAAUUGGCGCGCACAACAAAGCUGAACGAAGCUCGGAUUCAAGUUUGGUUUCAAAACCGACGCGCCAAAUAUCGCAAGCAGGAGAAGCAGCUGCAAAAGGCAUUGGCUCCAUCUGUGAUCCCGUCAUGCAACGGCAUGAUGCGGAACAUUCAAGGCUAUAGCGUAUCACGUGGCUAUCAGCCGUAUCCACACCACAACACUAUGAAUCGUUAUCCCCAGGAUCUGUUCCAAAUGGGCGCUUCCUCGUAUCCGGGCAUGACGCAGCCCUUCUCAAUGGCCCACAGUACGAAUAUGGGCUCCGUGGGCGUGCGUCAGGAUUCGAUGGGCAUGUCACCGGAGGACGAAUGGUAUAACAAAAGCCUAUCCGCAUUGCGCAUGAAUAGCUCACAUCAUCCGAACUUAUCGGCGCCGAUGCUGCAAUACCAGACAUAA
Messenger RNA from Drosophila innubila, 1068 nucleotides. RefSeq names its product ALX homeobox protein 1. The record is from RefSeq and is a predicted model, not a curated record. Gene Ontology annotation, molecular function: DNA-binding transcription factor activity, RNA polymerase II-specific; RNA polymerase II transcription regulatory region sequence-specific DNA binding. The coding region runs from base 1 to 1068 and encodes 355 amino acids. Gene Ontology annotation, biological process: regulation of transcription by RNA polymerase II. NCBI's taxonomy places the organism in Eukaryota, Metazoa, Arthropoda, Insecta, Diptera, Drosophilidae. The transcript is spliced from 6 exons.